This is a messenger RNA of Iphiclides podalirius (scarce swallowtail), 249 nucleotides long. NCBI's taxonomy places the organism in Eukaryota, Metazoa, Arthropoda, Insecta, Lepidoptera, Papilionidae. The record is from the annotation of a GenBank genome assembly.
AUGUUACAACGCGUCAAGGAGAAAGGUCAUACAAUAUACGAUACACACUAUAGGCCUGCGAGAGCGUACAAUAGUAAUUUUAGGACGCAGAGCGUCGAGAAAACGUUCCUAGUUUUGCCCAUGGGGGGCGCAGCGUGCGGGGCGGGGGAGCCGUCGGUCGAUCGCCUCCGAGACACGGCCCGUCGGAGCGGCAACGUGCGGGGGCGGCGCGGCGCGGCAACGUCGCAAUCAGCUGUUGUAGCCAUCACU